Messenger RNA from Parascedosporium putredinis, 435 nucleotides. NCBI's taxonomy places the organism in Eukaryota, Fungi, Ascomycota, Sordariomycetes, Microascales, Microascaceae. The record is from the annotation of a GenBank genome assembly.
AUGUUGGUGCUGUGGGGAGUCAUCGAAUUCAACGUGGGCAACAUGGUGUCGUCUCUGCCGUUCCUGGCACCCGUCUUCCUGCGCAAGGCCAGAGAGUACCGCACCAAGCAGUCGCGCGGCUACGGCUCGUCCAACGGUCAAAGCGGUCGACGGAUCGGCAAGGGCAGCCAGCUCACGACAGGAAAGGGCGGCGACAGCGGGUUGCGGUCCAAGAAGGGCACCACGGCGUACGCCACCGCAGGGUUUGACAAGCACAGCACGAGCGGCAGCGAGGAGGACAUUCUCAGGAAGACGGACGGAAACCAGCACCCGAGCGCGCGCGACCACGACCUACCCAUCCAGCACCACGAGCCCAACGCGAUCAUCAAAUCGGUUUCCUACUCGGUCAGGGUGGACGACGACACGGCAUCUGGAAGCGGGCCAAGGUACAUGUAA